Molecule: messenger RNA, 2341 nt
Organism: Cynoglossus semilaevis (tongue sole)
Lineage: Eukaryota; Metazoa; Chordata; Actinopteri; Pleuronectiformes; Cynoglossidae
Gene: coro2ba
Product: coronin, actin binding protein, 2Ba
Exons: 12
Coding region: 297-1727 (476 amino acids)
Molecular function (GO): actin filament binding
Source: RefSeq, a predicted model, not a curated record
AGGCAGACGGAGACGGAGGGGUGACUGACAGGCAGGAUGGGAGAGAAGGCAGGGGGGAGGAGGAGGUUCCAGGCCCCCAGCUAUCUGGCAGCAGGAGGAGGAGAGGAGGCUGGGAAGACAGAGUUUGAGGAGGAGACGAGGAGACAGAGUGCACAUGUUUGGAGACGAAAGGAAAGGAAGGAAAGAGGAAGGCAGGAAGAGAGGAGAUCCUGGAGGAGUUCUUAUGUAGAAGGGAAAACUGAUAAGAUCACAGCAGGAGCACCGCAGGAGGACACAGGCUGUGGUGUUGUUGGAAGAUGUCAUGGCGUCCAACCUACCGAAGCUCCAAGUUUCGAAAUGUCUAUGGAAAAGUAGCCAAUCGGGAGCACUGUUACGACGGCGUCCCCAUCACCAAGAAUGUUCAUGAUAACCACUUCUGUGCCGUCAACUCAAAGUUCCUGGCAGUGGUCACAGAGAGCGCUGGAGGAGGCUCCUUCAUCGUCAUACCCGUGUCGCAGUCUGGUCGUCUGGACUCUCAUUACCCGAAAGUGUGUGGACACCAAGGCAAUGUUCUGGACAUCAAAUGGAAUCCCUUCUUUGAAAACAUCAUCGCGUCCUGCUCCGAGGACUCGUCUGUGCGAAUAUGGGAAAUCCCAGAGGGUGGACUCAGACGCAACAUGACCGAGGCAGUGCUGGAGCUGUACGGUCACAGCAGAAGAGUGGGACUCAUUGAAUGGCAUCCGACCAGCAGUGGCAUCCUCUUCAGUGCUGGCUAUGACUACAAGAUACUAACCUGGAACCUGGAGAUUGGCGAACCGGUAAAAAUGAUUGACUGUCACACUGACGUCAUCCUCAGCAUGUCCUUCAACACAGACGGCAGCCUACUGGCCACCAGCUGCAAGGACAGGCAACUGCGGGUCAUUGAGCCCCGCUCUGGGAGAGUCCUUCAGCAAGCCAGUUGUAAGAACCACCGUGUGAACCGAGUGGUGUUCCUGGGAAAUACGAAGCGUCUGCUCACCACAGGAGUUUCUCGCUGGAACACGCGACAGAUCGCUCUCUGGGACCAGGAGGAUUUGUCCAUGCCAAUCGUGGACGAGGACAUUGACGGUCUCUCAGGACUGUUGUUUCCCUUCUACGAUGCUGACACACACAUGCUGUACCUGGCAGGAAAGGGUGACGGCAACAUCCGCUACUAUGAGAUUACCACAGAGAAGCCAUACAUUCAGUACCUGAUGGAGUUUCGCUCCCCGGCGCCACAAAAAGGACUGGGUGUGAUGCCGAAGCACGGCCUGGACGUGGCAGCCUGUGAGGUUUUCCGCUUCUACAAGCUGGUCACGCUGAAGGGUUUGAUAGAGCCCAUUUCAAUGAUUGUGCCGAGACGGUCAGACACAUACCAGGAGGAUAUCUACCCGAUGACUGCAGGAACAGAACCUGCUCUGUCUGCCAGUGAAUGGCUGAGUGGCAUUAACAGAGACCCAGUGUUGAUGUCACUGAAAGAAGGUUACCAUCGGCCAAACCAGUUAGUGUUCAAGGCCCCAGUGAAGGAGAAGAAGAGUGUGGUGGUGAACGGAAUUGACCUCCUGGAGAAUGUUCCUCCAAGGACAGAGAAUGAGCUCCUGCGCAUGUUUUUCCGGCAGCAGGAGGAGCUCCGGCGUCUGAAGGAAGAGCUCAACGGCAAGGAUGUACGAAUACGCCAACUGGAGCUGGAGCUCAACAACCUGAAGAACGUUAGCCCCAACAACGUCUGACCUCUGCCUCCUACUGGACCGAAUAAAUACUGCUUCCCUUUGACCUCCAGCCUUCUUCUGAGCCUUUCCACUCUUUCUAUUUCAUAUAUUACAUUCUGAUCUUCUAAAUUAACCCCUGCUGCGCUGCAUUACUAUUACAUUACUAUUGUAAUAACAGCAAAAUAAUAGAAGUGACAAAUCAACUGCGCUCUACGUCAAAAAUAAUGAUAGGAUUUCUCUUUGUCAUUCAUCUCAGUCUGAGGAUUAAUCCUUACACAUUGUUUGUCUCACUCUGCCUUUUUUCCUGGCAAAAACUGGAAAAUGUAAAGACUUUUCAAUUGUUUUAAAUGUCCUCUUUUUCUUCCCUAAGGCCUUAGACACUGCUGCAGACACAGUUUACAGAGAGAUGCAGCGUCAUCUCAAAAUGGCUGAGCUGACAUAAUUUUGCAGGCAACAGACAAGGAGAGGAUUAGGACACCAAGAUCAUGUUCUCCACUCAGCUGCUUACUCGUCGUUUCUCCUCUGGCCUGCAAGUGUUGGUUGUAAAUUUGCUUCACAUCACUGUCUUCUGCAGUUAUUUUUGAGGAGUACAUAUUCCAGACACCCAAACACACACACACAAACACAGUGUUAUU